AUGUGGCCUCAGUUCCGUAUCCCUGUGCCCGUGAAAGUGCUCUGUUCACUCUUCACCCCUGCCCAUCUGUGCCAUGCUCUUCACCCCUGCCCAUCUGCGCCAUGGUCUUCACCCCUGCCCAUCUGUGCCCUGCUCUUCACCCCUGCCAAUCUGCGCUAUGGUCUUCACCCCUGCCCAUCUGCGCCAUGGUCUUCACCCCUGCCCAUCUGCACCAUGCUCUUCACCCCUGCCCAUCUGCACCAUGCUCUUCACCCCUGCCCAUCUGCGCUAUGGUCUUCACCCCUGCCCAUCUGCACCAUGCUCUUCACCCCUGCCCAUCUGCGCCAUGUUCUUCACCCCUGCCCAUCUGUGCUAUGGUCUUCACCCCUGCCCAUCUGCACCAUGCUCUUCACCCCUGCCCAUCUGCACCAUGCUCUUCACCCCUGCCCAUCUGCGCCAUGCUCUUCACCCCUGUCCAUCUGCACCAUGCUCUUCACCCCUGCCCAUCUGCGCCAUGCUCUUCACCCCUGCCCAUCUGCACCAUGCUCUUCACCCCUGUCCAUCUGCACCAUGCUCUUCACCCCUGCCCAUCUGCGCCACGGUCUUCACCCCUGCCCAUCUGCACCAUGGUCUUCACCCCUGCCCAUCUGCGCCAUGGUCUUCACCCCUGUCCAUGUGUGCCAUGGUCUUCACCCCUGUCCAUCUGUGCCAUGGUCUUCACCCCUGCCCAUCUGCAUCAUGGUCUUCACCCCUGUCCAUCCCGCUGCAGGGCUGCCGGGGUUUAUCAUGUGGGAAUGA
Messenger RNA from Apodemus sylvaticus (European woodmouse), 777 nucleotides. RefSeq names its product putative proline-rich protein 21. The transcript has a single exon. Bases 1 to 777 code for a protein of 258 amino acids. NCBI's taxonomy places the organism in Eukaryota, Metazoa, Chordata, Mammalia, Rodentia, Muridae. The record is from RefSeq and is a predicted model, not a curated record.